Wickerhamiella sorbophila is the source of this 1308-nucleotide messenger RNA. RefSeq lists its product as hypothetical. Gene Ontology annotation, cellular component: nucleus. The transcript has a single exon. The coding region runs from base 1 to 1308 and encodes 435 amino acids. Gene Ontology annotation, molecular function: cis-regulatory region sequence-specific DNA binding; protein binding. The record is from RefSeq and is a predicted model, not a curated record. Lineage: Eukaryota; Fungi; Ascomycota; Dipodascomycetes; Dipodascales; Trichomonascaceae.
AUGAAAAUCGUCGCCCAUCCGUUGGGCAUUCGGCCGUCUGGAAAUGCGCUUUUGGACGACGACAGACGGCCCGGCAUGGGGCUGUUUGGGCGGCUGCCUGACGAGAUCGUGAUGACGAUUGUGCAGGAGCUCGACGCCAAGAGCCUGCUCGCGCUAGGGCAUACUUGCAAAGGGCUGUUUGCCUACUGCUGGUUUGACGAGCUGUGGAAGCAGGUGAUCUACGAAAGAAAGUCGCCGGAUCUGGUUUGGAAAGGCAGCUGGAGACGCACGGCCCUGGGGCUGGACAAAGACCAGGAAGCGCAGGUGUCGGCCGAGAAGGUCGUCUACUCUGAUCUGCUGCAUCGGCCGUACGAGCUGUCGCAAAUCGACUAUCAAGAGUACAUUGAUCCCGAGCACAGGGGCAAGAUUCCGACGUUCUCUGAAUCAGAGAUGACUGUGGAGAAGUUCGACGGCGAAUGGCACAAUAAACCGUUUGUCGUGAACCUCAGCAAACCGAUCGCCGAGUGGACCAUGGACGAUCUGGUUGAAAAGUACGGCGAGCUCGGAUUCCGCCAAGAGUACAUGGACUGGAAACUCAAGGUGUAUGUUGAGUAUGCCCGGGAGAACCACGAUGAGGUGCCACUUUAUUUAUUUGACUGCCAUUCCAAGGCGCACCAGGACCUGGUCUUUGAGCCGCCGCUCUCGCACAUUUUUGGCACCGAGCGAGACUACUUUGCCCUGUUUGGCAAGAACAGACCCGACCACCAGUGGCUGAUUGUUGGUCCUAGCCGCAGCGGCUCGGGGUUCCACAAAGACCCCAAUGCGACCUCGGCGUGGAACUCGGUGGUGUCCGGCCACAAGUACUGGAUCAUGUUCCCGGGCGAUUGUCCGCCGCCGGGCAUUUACACUGACCAGGAGCAAAGCGAGGUGACUGCUCCUGUGUCGUUGGCCGAGUGGUUUGCUUCGGGCUUUUACACAGAGGCCAAAAAGCACCCCAAUUUCCGGCAUGCCGUCACGGGGCCUGGCCAGGUGAUGUACGUGCCGUCCGGGUGGUGGCAUGCGGUCGUCAACCUCGACGAAAACAUCGCCAUGACCGGGAACUUUGUGGCCGAGCCCGAGCUGCGCAAGGUCCUGGCGUUUCUCAAAAACAAGCCCGACCAGAUUUCCGGCUUCAAGCUGCCUGCUGAACAGGUUUACCACGAGUUUGUUGGUCUACUGAAGGAGAAAACGCCCGAAAUUGCUGAAAAGUAUGAGUCUGCGGAUUGCAAAAAGCGAAGCUGGCGGCAGGUUACAGAGGCAGAAACACCUUUUACAUUUAAUUUCGAAUAG